AUGCCUGCGACGUCUUCCAGCACCACAACCACAACCACGGUUUCCACUACUCUGGCGACAACAACCAAGACAACAGUGCAGAGCACUACAACAUCGACUUCCACUGGGUCUAGCUGCACAGGGACAUUUAGUGCAAUUUCCGCCUCUAACUAUGUCGCGAAGCUUCAUCCAGGAUGGAACUUGGGAAAUACUUUAGAUGCCGUUCCAGAUGAAGGCUCCUGGAACAAUGCGCCCGUUGUUGCCUCCACCUUCAAAACAGUACAAGAUGCGGGCUUUAACAGCGUUCGAAUCCCAGUCACCUACGCAUACCAUUUCACUGGCAGCUCCCCAGACUGGACCGUCAACCCAGACUGGCUGCAACGAGUGUCUGAUGUGGUUGAUAUGGCCACGUCGUUGGGGCUGUAUACCAUUGUCAAUGUUCAUCACGAUUCCUGGGUCUGGGCCGAUGUCACUGCAUCUGGUGCCAACCUCACCAUGAUUGAAGAGAAAUUCUAUCGACUUUGGUAUCAGAUCGGCACCAAGUUGGCCUGCAAGUCAAGUCUCGUCGCCUUUGAGUCUAUCAAUGAGCCUCCAUGCAACGAUGCGACCGAUGCAGCCGAGAUCAACAAAUUAAACAAGAUUUUCCUGCAAGCUAUCAAUGAUGCAGGUGGAUUCAAUUCUCAACGAGUCGUCAACCUCGUUGGGGGUGGUCAGGACAGCGUGAAGACCUCGGAAUGGUUCGAGGCACCUUCAGGGUUCUCAAACCCUUACGCGAUUCAAUUCCACUACUACAGUCCCUACGACUUUAUCUUCAGUGCAUGGGGUAAAACCAUCUGGGGAUCUGACUCCGAUAAAGCAACUGUUUUAUCCGACUUCCAACUAAUUCGGAACAAUUUCAGUGACGUCCCAAUUAUUCUCGGCGAGUACGAUGCUUCUCCUACCAACACAGAGCCUGCUGCCCGGUGGAAGUACGUUGAUCAACUGAUUCGCUCCGCGACUGGCCUGAAUUUUGCUUGCAUCCUCUGGGAUAAUGGUCUAGACCAUUUAGAUCGAGACGCUGCAUCAUGGCGCGAUCCAAAUUCCAUCUCGAUGAUCACGAAAUCAACUGCAAACACUGCGAACAGCUUGCCUGGUAGUACAGAGGAUGCAUCUGCGACUACCCAGUCCUCCUCAGCCUAUAUUUUUCACCAAUAUGGCACAGAUGUGACAGCACAAACACUACCGUUUAUCUUUAAUGGAAAUAAACUCACUUCGAUUCAAGACUCAUCCGGAUCGACUUUGGUUUCAGGAACGGAUUACUCUGUUUCGGGAUCGAAUAUCAUUUUCACAGCCUCAUAUUUGUCGAAGCAUGUUUCUGCUACAACAUCGCCAGGCGUGAUCGCCAAUCUGACGCUGAAGUUCUCUGGCGGUAAUUCUUCUCCUGUUGUACAGCUUGUUCAAUGGAAGACUCCGACCCUCUCAUCCAAAACGGCGGUGGCAUCAUCCGUCUCGGGCUCAGAUCUUUCAAUCCCCAUCACAUGGGGUGGACUAAAGACAGUGGCGGCUGUCAAGGCUCUAACUACAACUGGGACGUAUCUAGUGGAUGAUUGGACUGUAUACCUGGGACCUAUUCAACAGGCCAGAGCAACCUACAGCAGCCAGUACAAUUGGGACUCCUCGAAUGUGAUCAUCACUUCGUCCGCCAUUAACUCUGUCAUUUCCGCCGGUGCCACUACAGUGUUCACUUUCGAGUUCUAUCCUCGAGAUAAUGGCGCUGUGAAUGCCGUCAAUUUUACAUUGACCGUUUGA
Penicillium argentinense is the source of this 1767-nucleotide messenger RNA. Its product is annotated as putative extracellular endoglucanase. Gene Ontology annotation, biological process: glucan catabolic process. The record is from RefSeq and is a predicted model, not a curated record. Lineage: Eukaryota; Fungi; Ascomycota; Eurotiomycetes; Eurotiales; Aspergillaceae. The transcript has 7 exons. Gene Ontology annotation, cellular component: cell surface; extracellular region. Gene Ontology annotation, molecular function: beta-glucosidase activity. The coding region runs from base 1 to 1767 and encodes 588 amino acids.